GCGCAGAAAAUACAGUGAGGCAACAUAUGCCUGUCACUGUAUGUGUCGAAGACCAGCACCGCUUACACGGUGUGCAACGCUAAUACAAAGGGAAACUAAGCACAUUCACACUAUAAAUGCUAGAUACAGCACACAUCCCGCGCGAGAACAAACAUAUGAAGCAGACGCAGACAGCUAAGGAGAUAAAUGAUCUCACCUAGGGCACACCUACAUAGACGUACAUCGACACACAGUCACAAAUAGCUAGCGAGAUAGCGAACCCUGCACAUAACACAGAACAGAUGAACGACACAUUGACACCGGCGCUACCUGCCCCUAAGAGGACAAUUGGACAAAUCAAAAUGUCGGAACAUCUAUGAAAAGAAAGGCGUGAGGCAGCUUGCUGGUCGUCCCGUCGUCGAAGUGCACCUCAACAUCUAAGAAUUCUCCGACAGUAUUGUCGUCAGCGUCACCUCCAGGUAUCACCGCCUCGAUGCGCAUGUUAUCGUAGAGCUUUAUGUCCGCUUUAAUCUCUCCCGCAAUAACCACCUUGGAUGGCUCGCGGCCGUCCUUGGUGAAGUGCCGACCUCCCAGGACGAUGGGAAUGUUGCGAUUGGUGGGGGCACGCCACGGAAGGAUAUCAAAAACAACAGGCUUGUCGUCAUUCUCAUAAGCAUCCAGGGCAUCGUUAUUGGGGACGGCAAUAUUGAGAGUACCACCCUUGUAGUCGAGCAUAACGAUGCUGCAGGCGGGGCCGUAGACAAUGUCCAAAUGGCCACCGGGAGACACGAGCGUCCUGCAUGGCAGUCAGAGAGACGCGCAGCUGGAAUGGAGGUUAUGUCUCAUUAGGCUCACUUGAUUUCCAGCUCGUCAUUUCCGCCUGUCUCGUCAGGCAGGUCGAUCAGAUAUAUUUCCUUGUUCCACUUGGAGACAAGAAGGUCGCCCCGGAUCUUCCCACCUGCACGAAAAAGAGAGAUCAAAUAUCUAUCCCCGUGACGCAUUCCUUCAAACGACUGGUACCGAAACAGCUGCCGCGGUACUCUGUUAUGCCGCCAGUUGCCGACUCGACCGGCCAUCCCGGCUCGAUAUCCAUCUCGCCAGGAGAAAUCUCACUCCGAUCCAUGAAGUGCCUGCAUUGGGGGAGCGAGCAAAUAUACCCACAUUUGAAGUCCCCCCGCGUCCUCGUUCAGCCGUUUCGCGUGUUAUCGUCUUCCAUACCACUGCCUAAUGUCUUUUAGGUUGCGUGCGCGAGCAGGGUUCGGUUGUCUAUGUGUCGCACACAGAGACAUGCUGUGUAUGCUCCACAAGUGCACGCUUCUGUCGUACCCGUGAUACGCGCCUUCGUAUGAUUUGAACAGGUGGUCCCACUCGUAGGGAUCCGCUCCCAGCGGCGGCUGACAAUUCUUGUCCUCGUCGUCUUCGGCCUGGGUGUCAUACGGCUUGGGCAAGAAGAAGGGGUUCAUCUUAGGGUGCUUGUCGGGGAUUUCGUCCCAUGUGUCGAAGUCGUCCGCUUCACAGCCCUCACUCAUGGGGGGAGCCACGACUGACUUCCCGUAACCGGGAUUGCUGCCGUUGUCCACCAAGUACGUCUCGCCUUUGGUGGUGAAGACUGAGUCGAAUGUGUUCCUGUAGCCCUGUGACCAGAUGGUGACGCCCUUGACAUCCGAAGAAGCAUCGUAGCGGUCACCCUCAACCUAGACGGCCACAACGACAAGCGUAUCCAGAGAUACAAAUCUCAUCCGACUAGAUCCCUUCAACCAACCUGGUUUGGCUUGUUGACUUUUUCGCGGGUCUUGUAAUACACAUAUUCGAUUUCCUUGCUGGUUUCUGGAUUGCGGACCUCCACCUGGAGAGGAAGGUGCUCUUCACCUUCUUUCGUCAGGCUACGUCCCUCUGCCUAUCUCCCUACCUUCAAGAGUGACCCCGAAUAGUGCGUCUCAGGCAGAGCCCCAAUGCCGCACCCGGGCCACCCAAGGUUUGUGUUACCUCCCACAUUAACGUACAAAUUGCACUCGUUGUCAAACUGGAGGCCAUUGACGCCAUGGUCAUGAUUCGACACCGGGAGAUUCGACAGGACAAUCUCGAGCUCGUCAAAACUCUCGCCGGACAGGCGAGACACCUGACCGUCGAAGCCGGCAAAUCCGUCGAAGCCUCCAUCUUCGUCGAUGACUUUGCAGUCACCACCCUGAGAGAGGCAUAAGACAAUCGCGUACAGCUUCCCGCGUGACAUCCAUCUUAUCUCGGGUUGACCCAUUUGAACAAUGGCGAGUGAGCGAUGUAGAGGUGCGGGUCCUGCGGGUCCUGGCACGGAUCGAACUCGAUGCCUAGCACGCUGUGGCCGGGAUACCUCUUGGAGAUGGCCUCGUACACCUGGAGGGAGUCGUCCUUGACGUCAGUGUUACUGACAAAUUUGAUGCUCGCCACCACGCCGCUAGCCGCCCCCAUGAAGAAUGUCUUAGCGUCCUUUGGAGACCAAGCACCUGACGUGAGCGAGCCUCCUCUGAGCUCCUCGCUCGUCUCAGGCAGGUCGUCGUCGAUGUCUUGUAAGAGCACGUGGCUCUCAUACUUGAGUGUGCCCACAUCAACGUCACCGGAGGAGUCACUAGACUCUACCGGCAUGAGAUUGGACGCGACGUCGUCCUUCGCCUUGAUUUGCAGACUUUGAACAUCGCCUUCGGAGAGCUGGCUCGCGUCAAUUGAUAUACAGGACCAGCAGAAGAUCAUUCCAGAAGGAAGGCCUGCCUUUGUACCUCUGGCGUUUUAUAUCGUAUUAAACUCCCUGUCCAUUCGAGGACUCCAUCGUCGCCGUCCUCCGCAUCAUCGCCAGGGCGCACCUCGUGAUUAUGGAAGUCAAGAGACACAGUGUCCAUGAUCUGCACAUACGCAGUCAGUACGAAUAGCAAUAUGCAAGCACUCCGCAAGACAAGCCCUGUGAUUAUCUUUCAUGAUACCUCUGGAUUCGUAAAGCCCACCCCCUCGAUGCUGAUUUCGGUUCCCCCCUCCGGGUCGACCCAGUCGGGGGUCACCCUGUUGAUGUGAGGCUUCCACUCUCUCUGACUGUGAGUCCACUGAAAUUCUGUCCCUGCAGGGGCUUUAACUCGCACGCGCAGCGGGGUACCCUUGACCUGCUCGACCAGCCAUCGCACCUCAACCUUGAUCUCGUGCCCUUGCACGCUUAUCGUCCUGUCAUCGUCGUCUGGGAACAAGACAGUGACGCUGUGUGUAGGGAACGAGGCACUUGACUUUUUCCAGCAUACCGCCACCAUUAUCGGAAGACUCCUUUUCAUCGUCUGCAUACGUGGACGUAUCGACGCAUUCAUGGUGUCAUCAUUGUCAUCAUUUCGUUCCGUAUUACGCAUACGUAACGUUAUGACUGCUUGCCACGUACUGUCAUCGUUGUCAUCAUCUGCAUGCGUGCAAGCGUAGUGAUGAUACAGGCCUCAAUGCAGGGAUCCGUUGCUGGUCCAUGUAAAAUGUACCUUCAUCGGCUCCGUUGGAGAUGUCACCAUCUUCGUCUGAGACAUGCGGCAUGCAUCCCCCUAAGCCACAUAUGUCCUGCACCAUACCGUCGCCAUCCUCAGGCGAUGCCUCUUGAUGGUCCCCAUCUGCACGGCGGCAAGACGUAUCCAGCCGGCCAAUGUGUCCGUAUGUCAUGUGCUGGUCACAACACACCUUGGUCAUCCUCAGUCCCAUCGUUGCUGUCGUCGGGGUCCUCCUUAUCGUCUGCACGCGCGAACACAACUACAAGACGGUGUAUUGCGCGCAGGUGUCCUGCAAUUGCUCUUUCUUAGCUUAUGCAAUGUCAAGCUGACUCAGCAUACCAUCAUCGUCUUGAGCGGGGAUAUCGUGGCUGUCACCCCCGUGCUUCUUGUCUUUCAACUUCGUCUUGACCUUGUCCAUCAGUCCAAACUUUGCAUUCACAUCGGCCGACGGAAUGAGAAGGCUGAUGCUCCCUGUGGCGGCCUGGACAGAGUGCUCUUCGUCAUCGACCCACACAAUGGCAUUGUCGCCGCCCUCAAUGACCAAAGUCACUGAAUCAGAGCCCCCGAACACCUCCAGAACACCCUACGACGAAGAAGCAAGAAAGGGGCUAUCGUUAAAAUGCUACAGUAGCCCUUUGAUGCACCUGUGCUCGCACAAUGAGGUUCUUCUUGAAUUUCUUGUCCACCAAUCCCUUGCCCUGCGCUAGAGGGAUGAGGUCGCAGGACUUGUACGGCGCGUUGUCUCCGUCCAGUGUCCGCUUGAAUGCAGCCGUGGCGACAACACUGGAAGUUAUCCACACUGGCUCGAGGGUCUCGUUGUCGUCAGAAAGCUCGAGGGUCUCGUGGCUCUUGACGGAGCUCUUCAGCCAUGACGACAUGUCAUCGGCAUCGGAUGGCGUGUAAAUUGCCAUGGAACAGCCAGGCACCCUUUCCAGAGGGACGACGGCGAUGGGCGUGGUGGUCGACAGCUCGUGUCCAGACGAGUCCUUGAUAGUAAGCUUCACAUCAUGGUGACCUACUGAGAGGGAGUGGUCAAAAUCCCUGUCACAUGCAUCUUCGUCAUCCGCUUCACAAUCCUAAGAGGCAGACCACGGGCUUCAAUACCUUGCUUCUUCGCUUUCCCUCACCGAUUUGUGCACAGUCUCAUCACCGACUUUAAACUCAUAACUCACGACGGCCUCACCAAACUCAUGAGUAUGAGAGCCACCACCCUGCACAAACGUGUAUGCGCACGCUAAAAUAGAAUGAAUGAUUCCCUAUGGGUCCACUUACAUCAAUGGACACGUUUUCCAUGGCAUCCCCGUCAUAGUCGAUCGCAACUCUGGGCUCCAUGUCAAUGACGGGAUGGAGAUACUCUGCUGUGUCCUCUGCGAGGGGCCUGGUCCCGACGGGAACGAAGGUGGGCGGGAAGUUGUCACCAACGACGGCCAGGAGGAAGGCGUCGGCACUGAGACCCUGCCUCAUCGUGGAUGGGUGGAUGUGAGACAGGUGAAUCGGGAGAGUGCUGUCGACAGACACUUGAAAGGUUGAGGAAUCAGCAUGGAAGCCCGACUGUCUUGCGGAGGCAAACAUGGUGCUGGUCAGCAUCUACAUCAGCAGACAAAUUGCGAAUGGCUUCGGGAUCACGAGCCGAGAUAGCUGACCGCUCACCUCAGUGGGAGGUGUCUUCACCCCCACACUGACGACACGUCGGACGAUUGCUGGCUGGGUAGAUCCGUGGGUGAGCUUCAGCUCAGGCAGCUGAGCCCGCGUGGACGCAGCAGGGGGUAAGGAUUUCUGUAAACGGGCUGGAUACUCAUCAGGGACCCCAGCACCCCCAGACAGGAGAACCCAUACCUGAAUGAAGGUGUGGUAGGAAGGAGCGAUCAAAAAGGACACCGACUUUGUGUCCUUUACGUCUCUGCGGAUGCGAAGGAAUGCAAUUUCUGGCAAUCUUCCGCUCUCGGCAUCCUGUGUUUCCUUCGGCUUGUUGGGCAGCUCUUGCUCCAGCCUUUGCCCCACUCUCUCUCUUCUCGGUCUCCAUGAUACUGUGAUGUUGAUGCUUUGAAAAGGCUUGAUGUCUUCGAUGAAAUGGCGUUGCUUGUUGGGCAGCACUACCUCAAAGCCCUCUGUAUCUCCUUCCAGUCUUGGAAACAGGCGGCCUGAUGAACGCUCAGGGUCGUCAUUCGAUAAGUGGAAUGUCACUUGAGCGAGCGACGGUGACAAAUGGAAUGUCGGAUACGGAUGCUCGUCGUACAUCUUGCCGCAGAUCUUCGGGGAGCACGGGGGUAUGGCAGAUGCCGUCAGGUUGACGGGCGGAGCGGACGACAGCUUCUGCCAGGUGAAACCUUGCCGCCCAGGUAAGAAAAUGAGAUGUUCGAUGUGUCAGUUUUCCAAAGCGAAUGAAGACGGACCUUUGCUGGUUUGACUCACACUUGUGGCCAGCCUUGGACGGUACAUCUGCAAACAGGAAACUUUGCCAGCGGGUCGGCGAUCACCAUGUCUGCCCUUGCGUACCUGAAGGUGUCCUCUGGCGCUUGAACUCCAUGCCUUUGUGGAACCUCCGACCACAUACAUAAUGCCAGCCAGCGAAGUACUUCCUAAGCACAAGCGGGGCAGCGGCACAGGAGGAAGUCCCGCCCCCUCCCACUCUAUUCCAUGUUGUCCUUGGUCCUUACCGGCACCAUGGAUCUGCUGAGGCAUGUCUGGCCCCAUAAUCCAGUUUCUUCCUUUCUCCCCUUCUUCAUUGCUCGUGCAUUCUCCCUUAAUCAUGCGCUCAAGAGAAGUCGCGAGUGUGCCUUUGUCGUCCAUCCGGUCUACGUUGGAUCCAACGGUCGAACGAAUCUCUCUGUCGAUCCACGGCAUCCCACGAAGUGCCCGCAGAAGACGCUUCGCUCUCUUCUUGCGCUUUGCGCAGAUAUUGCGAGACUGGAGGAACUCAAUGCUCUUUAGGGUAUCUCUGUUGUUCUUCUCUCCUCCUGAUGCCAUCAGGUAGUCUUCGUUGACGUUGAUAAGCGCCAAACCAGCACGAGCAUAGUUCAUUGAAGGCCCAUCCGUCCACUCGCCACUAUCUGGAUCGUAAAUCUCAACACUAUCAGUUUCGUCGACAGAUCCGCCCCACCGUCCUCCCGCCACAUAGAUGAGACCGUCCAUCACAGCAGCUGCGACGUGCUCGCGAUGUAUCUUGGGGCCUUCCCUUUGCUGCCAUGCGUCCGUCUUUGGGUCAUAGACCAUCAUGCUGGGACGAGGCAGAAUCAGCUGGUCGUCAUUUUCGAAGCUCUCCUCCACUCCGCCGAUUACGUAGAUUCGGCCGUCAUGCGUAACGGCUGCUCCAGCGGCUCGUGGCUGAGGCAUGUCGGCCAGCGGUUCUAGUUUGUUUGUCUUGCUGUUGUAUUUCCACGUGUUGCGUUCGGUCUUGCGGCUUCCCCACUCUCCACUAUAGCCUACAAAGAUUGGGAAUAAAACAUGCACAAGACAAGACAAAACACUAUCCCGAGUAUGAGCACCUCCGAGUAUGAGCAUGCUAUCACUGGGCCUCUGCCCUGAUCCAGUCGUGGCGCGUGCUUCCGAAGGAGGAUAUGAAGCCAUCAUGAGGUGAUGACGCGUAUCUGGAAGGCUCGGUAGCACUUUUUCAUUAUCCCAUCGGCGUCUGGCAGGGUCGUAGCGGCGGAUAUCUGUUCCCGACUCCCUGUACCCGCCCACUGAGUAUAGCAUGCCAUCCGACAGCGCUAUGGCCCCGUGUUCGGUCUGAUCAGAAAAAGUGGUCUGUCGGCCUUGCGAUGUCCCUACCAAUUUUCCAGUACCUGAUAGGGCUCAGGCAUCGUCGGUCCCUCCGACCAUUUCCCGUCGGUAACAGCGCAAGGGACAAAAGGAAGAAACGCCAGAGGGACCGGAGUAGAAACACCCUGGAACAAGACAGACGGACCGUUCCUGGGAUCCGUCACGUUUUUUGGAACAUGUGGAGGGCACAAGUCAAAAGACAAAGCAGGCGACCCAAAGUCACGCUCCUGACGCUCUCUCAGUAAGCUAUUCACUGUCCGCCCAAGGGUCAAGACAACAAGAGUCAAGAGGGUCAGACUUGCCAUCAUUG
Molecule: messenger RNA, 7530 nt
Organism: Vitrella brassicaformis
Lineage: Eukaryota; Vitrellaceae
Source: the annotation of a GenBank genome assembly